AUGAGCCGAAAUUUAUUCCAGAGAUUUCUUGCCACGAUUAGUCUGGUUUUACUCCACGGUCAAAUCAUCGGACUUGUCACUUUUGCUUCAAAUGGAAAGAAACUCUACUCUUCUAUGUGGAGGAAGAUAUACAUUAUUUCUGUACUUUGUAUAUACUUAGCUUUUGCCACUUUUUGUAUAUAUACAAUUCCUGGAGUUACUGAUGUACCUAGUGUUUAUAAAUACUCAAGCUACAUAAUACAAGUGGCUAAUGCACUCUAUGCCGUCACCGUUUGCUUCUCCAGCAUAAUCACAACCAAAAAAUACAUCAAGCUUCUACAAAAAAUUAUAGAUUUUGAUGUGCAACUUCAAACCACUUGUGUUAUCAUCGAUAAUAACAGAACCAAGAAACGCACAAUUUUUCAUCUCCUGGGACGCUACAUUGUGAUUGUUUUGCUCAACGUCUACUACCAUUGGAGCAUAGAGAGGUCCGAAUUUAGCGAAAAGAUGGGUGAAGUGUCAGCGUUUUUUCUUACGAUUUUCAGCUCAGCUGUGUGUUAUCAAGCAAUAGAACUAGUUUGGGUGUUACAAACUCGGUUUAUCAUUCUGAACAAGCAAAUUAACACUUUGGUGGCGUCUUCAGCUAUGCCUAUAGCAACAACUGAUACGAAGCAACCUCGGAAAAUUUUUACCACUCUGUGCAAAAUCUGUACCUUGCACCACCAUCUGUCCAAAUGCGUCAAGCUAUUCAACGAGGUUUUUGGCGUCGUUUUGCUAAACAUGUUUGCUGUUAGCUUUGUCGUGAUAGUUCAUUGCUUAUUUUACACUAGUAUUGCUUUACAAAGGAGUAUUGUGAAUUGGGCUGAGGUGAUUUAUACAGCUACUUCUAGUUUAAAUUUUAUUGUGGAUUCGAUUUUCGUGUGUCAUGUUUGUUAUACAACGAUAGAGGCGGUAAAUAAAACCGGGGAACUUAUUCAUCGGAUUGAAACUGAAGAUAACGAUACCAUUGCGGAAAUCGAGAUGUUUUCUCUGCAAAUAGCGAACGAAGAGUUGGAAUUUAGUGGUGCCGUUUUGAGCCGUGACAAUUUUACGAAAGUCUAUGAUUUAAUUUUCUCUUUGAUCCGGUUCGAUGCCGCUCCUGAAUAA
This is a messenger RNA of Zophobas morio, 1125 nucleotides long. RefSeq lists its product as uncharacterized. Gene Ontology annotation, biological process: chemosensory behavior; sensory perception of taste; male courtship behavior. Bases 1 to 1125 code for a protein of 374 amino acids. The transcript has 2 exons. Lineage: Eukaryota; Metazoa; Arthropoda; Insecta; Coleoptera; Tenebrionidae. Gene Ontology annotation, cellular component: neuronal cell body; dendrite; axon. The record is from RefSeq and is a predicted model, not a curated record.